AUGUCUCUUGAGAGAUAUCAAGCCCGCGGCAUCUGCGUUAGCUCUGAUAGCACUCCCUCACCCCCAACGAACCCGGACGAUGGUGUACAGUUCAAACACAAAGGUUUCAAAGAUGUUACUGUCAUCAAGUCGCGCUCUGUCUUUGGGGCCGAUGAAGAGAUGGGCCCAACCUCCGAGUACCUUCCUCCAGCCCCCAAGAAAAAGGAGCGUGCCCUUCGCAAGUUCGACCGAUAUUCGGUCAUCGUCCGCAGGAUCUUCACACGACAUGGCGAUAGGGACAUGUUAGUCGGCACCGAGCUAUGCAUUCAAGCACCAUCCCUCUGCAAAUAUUUUCGGGGACUUGUCGGCGACACUCAUGAAAGCUUUGACAUCUCCUCUACCCCCAUCGUUAUGCCAGCACCGUUCUACGAGUUAUUCUACUGGCGAAAGGACUUGGCAGCUUAUGCGGAGAACGAAACCCACCAGGAGAAUCAUGCCGAUGUCAAGCUGUUGUAUGACUUCUUCCGUACCGACAGACUGACUAUUGACAACAUGGCGACAUACGACUCAAUGAUCGUUCAAGGCAAAAUUAAUGUUGAAACGUUGUGGACGUUAUAUCCACCCAACAAACGGCUGUUUCUCAACACAGGCGAAGCUUCUGAGUGCUGGCUAUGUCGGGAUGUUCAGCGCGAUCCAAAAAACCCACUGGUCUGGUGGGUCACAGGUGUCCAGCUGGGUGUUAACGUUCGAGAAUUGGGGCUCACGAGACGAAAGCACCCUAUCUCCUUUGCCCGAAAGAUUGAUGGGUCCAUGGACAUCUCUGAGCUGCCUCUUGUACCAGAGGACUACUUUGACCGGGCUGAGCAGGUCAAGGAAGAGAUUGGAAAGAGGGGUUGA
Messenger RNA from Thyridium curvatum, 876 nucleotides. RefSeq lists its product as uncharacterized. The coding region runs from base 1 to 876 and encodes 291 amino acids. Lineage: Eukaryota; Fungi; Ascomycota; Sordariomycetes; Thyridiales; Thyridiaceae. The record is from RefSeq and is a predicted model, not a curated record. The transcript has a single exon.